Punctularia strigosozonata HHB-11173 SS5 is the source of this 732-nucleotide messenger RNA. RefSeq lists its product as uncharacterized. The coding region runs from base 1 to 732 and encodes 243 amino acids. The record is from RefSeq and is a predicted model, not a curated record. Lineage: Eukaryota; Fungi; Basidiomycota; Agaricomycetes; Corticiales; Punctulariaceae. The transcript has 2 exons.
AUGCGUCAAUCGCCCUCCUCUCCCUCGCUGAUCGAAUGCUUCCUCCGCUCCCUCCCCGAGACGGUCUCUCAACUUUACAUGUUCGACGUCGUGUUCGAGGAGGAGAACGAAGAGUCGAUCGAGGCGUUGGCCAGACACGUCGCGGCGGCGCCGGCGCCAAGCCUCUUGACCGGCCUGACAGCGCUGCACGUCGAGACGAGCGAGAUAGACGUCAUCGGAGAGAUACUUUGUGCUUCAGGGGGGCGCGGAGACGGUAUUCUAUCGGUAGAGAAGCUGAGCCUGGAAUACUCCUCGAGGAACCGUCACCUCGUCCGGGUAGUCUGCAUCCUCUCUCGACCGCACCCCACGCUGGACCCGAUUGCUCUUACUCGCUCGCUCGCCACAACGGCCAAUGAGUCCCUAUCAUCGCUUGUGUUGAAGGUAGACAGCGGGUUAUCCUCCGGAGAUUGUUCCGAGUUAAUGCGCGAGAGGGUCGAGGCGAUCGCAGCCGAGCUCGCCGUCCCGCAAUUCGGUCGGCUCGUUCAGCGUUCAGUUAUACGUCGCGGUCAGAUCUACGGCAGACGACAAUCCGCCUUCUUGAGACGGGUUGGACGCGCGGGUCGAGAAAUAUCUCAAGUUCCUCUCUUCGCGGGGCGUUCUGGUUUAGGGCUGUGCGUAGUUGAGAACCGAACUACCGAAGAGAGUACGCUCUUCGACCAUUUUGACGGAUGGGAGGAGGUCGCGACACCAUAG